Molecule: messenger RNA, 369 nt
Organism: Cylicostephanus goldi
Lineage: Eukaryota; Metazoa; Nematoda; Chromadorea; Rhabditida; Strongylidae
Source: the annotation of a GenBank genome assembly
AUGUCUACCUUUAGGACCGAUUACCGAGUCGAAUUUUGGCGACCGAUCAAAGCCGGUGACAAAAUUAGUGAGCUGCGAGAAUUUUAUAUUGGACAAGCCGUCGACAUCGACUUUUUCAAUUGGAAAGAGGAAGGUGUUAUCUCACGCGCGGGGUUGACCACACAAUCCUCUGGCACAUUGCACAUAUCCAUAACGAAUAUUGUGCAACGGCGAGACUACAUGACACGUGAGACGUUGAAUCAGAUGAAAUAUGGAGCUAUGUUUGGAAGAAUGGGGAUGAGAUCGGAUCUCUACUGGCGCAUCAUGAAAGUUCUAAUGGAAUUCGAGGAAGCCAAACGUCAACUUUUGAAUGUACGGGGAACCCGAUAA